Messenger RNA from Mucor mucedo, 2124 nucleotides. RefSeq lists its product as uncharacterized. Bases 1 to 2124 code for a protein of 707 amino acids. The transcript has 2 exons. NCBI's taxonomy places the organism in Eukaryota, Fungi, Mucoromycota, Mucoromycetes, Mucorales, Mucoraceae. The record is from RefSeq and is a predicted model, not a curated record.
AUGUUACCCAUCGAUAUCCAGGAAUUAGAAUUCGAAAGCACCAAAAAAUUAUUGCUACGACUGGACGAAUGGAGAAAUGGUAUUUGCCCUAACGGUGCACUUGCAAAGGAAGCCUGUUUUGUAUUGGAUAAUAGACCCACCAUCUCCAUCCAUCCCGAUCAAUCCUCGAUCACUCAACAAGUGGUCACAACUGAAUUAAUUACUGAAAGAGACUGGUCAGAUAAUUUAGUGGAUUGUGGAGCCAUCAGUCACCUCAAUGACGAUAUCCUGAUGAAGACCAUGUCUGAUUUCUUCAUGAUCUUCCAUGCUUCAGAUAAGGUAAAUAACUGUAAUACGUUACAUUCUCUGCAAUUACGCAAACAUGCGUCGUUUAAAGUAGACAACAUAUUGCGUCCAACAAGCCAACUCCAAACUCGCAUUCAAGAAUUAUUAAAAGAUGAAACUUCAAAUCUAAAUUCCAAAUGGGAAGAGUUAUUGGAUAUAUGGAACAAGUAUGGUUAUUUAUGGCCCCGCAAAAUCGUACUGGGCUAUAAAAUACAUUUAAAAGAAUCCUAUAAAUUUAAAGACGGUCAUGACAGCACCAACGGUUAUUAUCAUCACAUCAAUAUCCUGAGAGAAAGGUUUUAUCGUGAAAACCCCAAAAAAGACCACCAACCUUUUGACUUGGAGCACUUUCUUCAACAUGCCACCAUCGUAUCACGACUCGAUAUGGCCCCCAUUCAUGAAUUUUUCGACUUGGAAUCACGAAAUGCAAUUGCAGAAAUUAUUCAUUUAAAAUUUGUUCAAAUACCGGUUUAUUGUCCCAUCAAAAUUUUUAAUGUUUACACAAAUAGUUACCUGUGUUGGGAUCCUUACAGUAACGCACGACAAGACCCUUCCUUUGAUGGUGACCACCAGGAUUAUCUCGUUCGUGCACUCAGCGCUGAACCUUUGGAUCUCAGUAGAGCACCGGAAAGUCAAUAUAUUUGGCGAAUGACAUGGCGACCCACUGGCAAUGCACAAAAACACCAUGACGACACGUUUGAUCCUGAAGAACACCGACCUCAAACCGUUCGGGGCUGCAGCAAAGUCUACAUCUAUCCUGCUUGCAAAUCAAUAGCGCCCAAACAGACGUCUUCCGUAAGCAAACACCCACAAGCUUCAUGGCAUAUCAAUGAUCGCAUGGAGGAUGCUCCAGAUAUGAAUGAGACCCAUAAAAUGGUUUUAUCCUGUCGUCCCUACCGUCAUGAAACAAACGUACAGCAAUCUGAAUAUUCGAAACUACGACCGCUACGCCUAUUAUCUAACGAUUCGUUGCACUACCCCAAUGAAAAGAUUGAUUGGACCAUCGAGUACCCAGAUAAUGGGUUAAAAUACAUGACGGAUGCACAAACAAAUAUCAAGCUCAAUUUUCAUGAACACGUUCGACGAUUGAAACCCUUAUUGAUUGGCGAUGUGAUACAACUGCAACAAAUUGGACUUCUAACUGCUUUUAAUCCGAUUGUUCGAUUAGCUGGUGCCUUGUCUCCAUCACAACAGCGUCCCAACCCUUUAGAGCGACAACAACCCGAUUCUUCUCAAAGUUUGCGAACUGCCAGACGCGUAGUAGCACGUAAACCAAGCCUGAAAUCCAAAUGCAAGAAGAACGUUUUGUGUGUAGAUGAAGAUUUUACGGUGGAUAGUUGGAAAGAAAACACCUUUUGGAAAAUCGAAUUAGCAACAAAAGCAGACAUGAAUCGACACUCCAACAACUUUAUUCGUUGGCCACAAUCUAAUGUUGACCAUAAAUAUGGAUAUCCCAAAGAUUAUCAUCCUUUACUGACCCAAGAUAUUCGAACCCAUUUACCUUUGCACUUCAAUAGAGAAACUGGAUCACUGGCUAGCAGCACCAACACUUCUCUAAGAAGAGCACGCUCCCUUGGAUCUUUACACGAGUCCUUUAAUACCACCAUCCACGUUCGCGAUGACUCUGAAAAAGCACCCUACUUUGUAAAUUUAGUCAGUACCAAAUCCAAAUCCAAAAUACUUUCAAAGAUAGCAAAAGUAUCCCUUCAACCACUAGCACAAUUGGUAAAACCAUCAUGGUCUAAGCCAAAAAAUCCACAUCUUGACCCUCCUCCUUUUAAAACGCAUCCAACAUCUUGA